This is a messenger RNA of Ogataea philodendri, 1596 nucleotides long. RefSeq lists its product as uncharacterized. Lineage: Eukaryota; Fungi; Ascomycota; Pichiomycetes; Pichiales; Pichiaceae. The transcript has a single exon. The record is from RefSeq and is a predicted model, not a curated record. The coding region runs from base 1 to 1596 and encodes 531 amino acids.
AUGGAUUGGCAAGAGAUACGGGACAGAAAGCUAGCUGCACGGGAUGCCCUUUUGAAGGAUUAUUUUGUCGAGGAACUUCCGUUGCCCGACGAACUGAACGACGUGACAAAAUUUGUAGAUACGUUGUUCACCGAUCAAGAGAACGAGAUUUUCCAGCUCACUAUUCCGCAACUUCAGCAAAAGUAUCUCGAGAAAACUUUAAGCGUUUCCACGGUGGUCAAAAAGUACUGUCGUCGGGCCACUGUUGGCCACCAGUUAGUGAACUUUAUCACCGAAGUGAGAUUCGAGCAGGCAUUACAGGAAGCUGUGAGUCAGGACGAGUACUUGGAAACGCACAAAAAGCUCAUUGGACCGCUCCAUGGCGUGGUAGUUUCUUUGAAGGAUAACAUCAAUAUUGAAGGGUUUGCGUCGUCGAUGGGGUUCGUCGGGUUGGCAGAUAAGAUAGCCACUUCCGACGCUGCUAUCGUGAAGUUAUUCAAGAGACUAGGAGCCGUUAUUAUUUGCAAGACCAACACUUCGGCAGGGAUGAUGUAUUCCGAGACCACCAACGUUCUGUGGGGACGUACUUUAAAUCCGUUCAGUCGGAAGUAUCUUAACGGGGGCGGCUCUUCCGGCGGAGAAGGCGCAAUUGGUGCACUGAGAGGCUCAUGUUUUGGAAUUGGAUCAGAUAUAGGGGGUUCGGUGAGACACCCGGCUGCCUUGAAUGGGAUCUUCUCCAUCAAGCCCUCGUUUGGACGGGUUCCUACUUUUGGCACGGAGUCGGGUCAGCCAGGACAGGAAUCCAUCAAGUCGAUAUAUGGUGUGCUGUCGUACUAUCUGGAAAACGUUCAAUAUGUCUUACAAACAAUCAUAGACUCCAAGCCUUAUAGAGACAUUGACCCGGGCUGUCUCCCAUUGGAGUAUCGUCCCUACCGGCUGGAGAAGCAACUGAAAAUCGCGUUCCUAGACUCAGACGGUACCUCUACGGCAACUGCUCCCUUGAAGAACGCGUUGGAUACAGUCAGAGGGCUGGUUGAAGGCGAGGGUCAUUCCACGGUUGACUGGACAGACAAGUAUCUACUAGAACUGACUCAAACUAUCUAUCCAUUUUUUGGAGCAAACGGCUACCGCACGAUUUUGGACCUGGUGGCCAAGUCCAAGGAGCCAGUUGAUCAUCUACUUUCGAAAUGGUUCCCAACAGCCGAGGACCUGCCCGUCUCUAAGCUGUGGGAGUUGCAAAAAAAGCGAACAGGUUUGGUCCAAAAGUACAUGGAGCUUUGGAACGAGCACGGUAUCGAUGCUAUCAUAAUGCCGGCUUCGCCGUUCCCUGCCUGCUUGAAAGACAAAGUUGUCACUUUACCAUGCACUGCCGUCUGGAAUGGCUUGGAUUACACGGUAGCCACACUGAGAGUGGGGACCUGCGAUGUUUCACGAGAUGUUCCUGUCAAGAAAAGCAGCUACAUUUCAGAGGUUGAUCGGCAUGUGCACGAAACUUACCAGAAAGAACUUGUCAAAUUCGAUGGUGCUGCAAUCUCGUUGCAGGUGGUUUGUCGCCGUCUUGAAGAAGAGAAGGCUCUAGAGAUUACCCAAUUUCUAGCUUCUUUGGUUUCUUACUAA